Sapajus apella (tufted capuchin) is the source of this 5445-nucleotide messenger RNA. RefSeq names its product zinc finger protein 597 (gene ZNF597). Bases 200 to 1474 code for a protein of 424 amino acids. NCBI's taxonomy places the organism in Eukaryota, Metazoa, Chordata, Mammalia, Primates, Cebidae. The record is from RefSeq and is a predicted model, not a curated record. Gene Ontology annotation, biological process: negative regulation of transcription by RNA polymerase II. The transcript is spliced from 4 exons. Gene Ontology annotation, molecular function: DNA-binding transcription repressor activity, RNA polymerase II-specific.
GGCUUUUCCUGCAUCUCCUGCGUAGGAGAGCAUGGGAGCGUGGGAGUUUUGCAGUGGCCGUGGCGUUCUUCGUAGUGUUUUGGUAGGGCGUCGCUUUCUGCGGCUCCAGCCUGGCGAGCGCGAGGCCUGUCAUUAGCCUCGGAGCGCUUUGUCUCGUAGUCCCUGUGGCGUCUGGAACAAGGCAUUCCCCACCCCCCAAAUGGCGUCCGUGCCCCCGACGCCCGAGGCCCAGGGACCAAUGCUGUUUGAGGAUCUGGCUGUGUAUUUUUCUCAAGAGGAGUGUGUGACUCUGCACCCUGCCCAGAGGUCCCUCAGCAGAGAUGCCACACAGGAGUGUUUGGAGGAUGCAGCCUUGAUGGGAGAGGAAGGCAAGCCUGAGAUUAAUCAGCAGUUAAGCCUAGAGUCUAUGGAACUUGAUGAGCUUGCCCUAGAAAAGUACCCCAUUGCUGCACCCCUUGUCCCUUACCCAGAAAAAUCCUCUGGGGAUGGAGUUGGAAACCCUGAAGGGAGAAUAUUAAGUGGAACUCCCACAUUCAAGAGAAGGGUCAUAAGCCUUUUAGUUACCAUUGAAAACCACACGCCAUUAGUAGAACUCUCUGAAUGUUUAGGACCUAACACACUUUCUGAAAUUCUUGAUUUUCCCUGGGAAGAAGCCAAAAAUGUGUACAAAUGUCCUGAAUGUGAUCAAAACUUCAGCGAUCAUUCAUACCUGGUUUUGCAUCAGAAAAUUCAUUCCAGAGGGAAAAAACAUAAAUGUGGUGACUGUGGGAAGAUCUUCAAUCAUAGAGCCAACCUGAGGACACACAAGAGAAUCCAUACGGGUGAGAAACCUUAUAAGUGUACCAAGUGCAGUGCCAGCUUUCGCCAGCACUCGCAUCUGUCCCGACACAUGAAUAGUCACGUAAAGGAGAAGCCCUAUACAUGUAGCAUAUGUGGUAGAAGUUUUAUGUGGCUCCCAGGAUUGGCGCAGCAUCAGAAAAGCCACACUGAUGAAAAAGCCUACGAAUCUAAAAACUGUGAUAAAUACUUUGAUGAGAAACCAAAUCUUGCUUUGCAUGAGGAGACAUUAAUAUCAGGCCCCCAGUAUCAGCACACUGAGUGCAUGAGGAGCUUCAGGCAGUCUUCAUAUCCUGCCCUUUCUGAGAAGAGCCAUGCGGAGGACUCUGAACGCUGCAGCAGUGAUGGGGACAAUUUCUUCUCAUUCUCAAAAUUCAAGCCCUUACAGUGUCCUGACUGUGACAUGACCUUUCCUUGUUUCUCUGAGCUUAUUUCCCAUCAGAACAUUCAUACGGAGGAAAGGCCCCAUAAGUGCAAAACAUGUGAUAAAAGUUUUGCUUUGGACACAGAACUUGCAUGCCACCAGAAGAGCCACACGCUAGAGGAACCUUUUAAAUGUACUGUGUGUGGGAAGAGUUUCAGGUCGAAUUUGCAUCUCAUUACUCAUAAGCGAACCCAUAUGAAAAACACCACAUAAAUAUAACAGCUUGUUGUUAGUGAUUGGGCUUUUCAGUAUCUGUAUGGUGGAAAGCAGUUACUGUAUAUGUCCCAGGCAAUGUGCUAAGCACUUUACACGCAUUCCCGUGUAAAACUUAAUUCUCAUCCCAAUCUUGAUUUAGGUAGUACCAUUUCCACUUUAUAACUAGGGAAACAAAAAAUCCAUGUCUUAAAGCUAGUGAAUGAACCCAGGAUUUGAACUGAGUUACUGUUCAACUAUGAGCCAGAAAAAGGUAGAAAACUUUCGUUUAACUUCAAUUUUUAUUAAAAUGAAGGCUUUUGCUAGAGUUCUUUUAAUUUUGUUUACAUAGUUUAUAACUUUUAGAAGGAAGAGAAUUUAUUUAUAUUUUGCCAGUUCUGCAGAUAUAAUAUUUAGGAAAGUAAAUGCUUUUAUAUGUUUUAUACUUUUUUUUUUUUUUUGCUAUAACUAUUUGAAUGUAAUGUUUGUAUAAGAUUGCUGUUUUACAUGUGUAUUCCCGUAGGAGUUUAGAAGUUUUUUUCUGUCCUGUAAAAGUUCCCAAAUGGGUAGACUAGUUUAUAUCUUGAUGGCCAUUAGUAGCCACAGAGUUCCCUAUCAUAAUUCUGAUGCCAGGGGCAGGUACUGGCAUUUAGGACCCAAAUGUUUGCAAGAAGUUUUGGUGGAGUCUAACUGUAGCCCUUUUGUGGAGCCUGGACUUGGGGAGGGGGAGGAGUACUUGCUCCUUUCUAAGAUUACCUCUAAAUCACUACCUAAGCACAUUACCUGUCUUGCUAUGAAUAAUUGUAAUUGUUUCUCAGUAUGGUAGCUACUUUAGGGAUAUUAUCUAAUUUAAUCUUCAGAAUAAAUCUGUGACUGAGAAAAAAAAUACUUGUUUCAUAAACGAAACUGAAGUCUUCAAAGGGUAAAGUGAAUGCUUUGCCUAGCACACAAAUCACAUUGUGGUGAAGCUGACAUUAAGCCUGGGUCUCUCUGACUACAAAGGCCAUGCAGUCCAUGAGCCUACAUCAUUUAUUGGCAUUUGUACCACAUAGUAGCACUGCAGGCUGCCAGGGAGAGGGGCCCUGAGAUAGGUAGCUGAGGUUGGUCAUCAUGGAGGCGGUUCUGCGUGCUCGCAUCCUAGAACCUUCAUUCUCUUUGUGAUGUACCCUGACUUAGAUAUACAGUUAAAGAGCAGCAGAAGACUCUCCAGGACUUCGAGUUUGAACUCUUGUCCCUGUAAUCAGAUAAGAGAUUUCACACUUCGCAGAGUACAGUUCUGAAGGUCUUAAAUAGGGUUUGUUUGUUUUUUUAAACCUAUAACAUUUCCUCUCCAUCUCCAAAGAAAAUGCAUAUAAAAAAUUGUUAGAUUUUAACCAAAAUACUUGACAAUAUAUAUUUAGAUACUGCUAUUAUAGAUAAAUAUUGGAGCAAAAUAUUGUUAAAUAGUAUGGUUAUUAAUGUUAAAGAACCGCAGAAUGUUGUAAAUACACAUUUAUAUAGAAUUUCUCAUUAAAGUUGAUUGUAUGCUUAUCAGCAAAACAGUAUUUACAUGGGAUUUGAUUAGGAUGGAAGAAUGCUUUCAUUCUACUUAAAUAAACAGUAUAAAACUGCAAUAUUUGCUAAAAUUGAAUUGUUUCUGGAAAUUCUAAUGAGAAAAGAUAAAAGACUCUUGAAGACUAAUUGUAUGGAAGUUAGCAGAAGGUGGUCCUACAGAACAGCAGAUUGAAGACUCAAUAUACAAAAAGAUGCUGGAUACUCAGCUAAGCUCUUACUACGGAGUAGAGGCAGGAAGAUACUGUUCAGGUCAGAGGAAAACUGAAACCAACAUCCCCAACCCAGAGAGUUUCUCUCUCUUUUUGUCAUUCUUGUCUUGUUUCAUGUUUGCAGAUCCACAGUUGAGACUAUGUGCUGCUCUGUAUGUCAGGAUCAGACUUGGCUCUUUGUUUCUGAUGUCUCCACUCUUAGGAGACAGGACACUGGCUUUCAGGUUUCUCUGAAAUGCUUUGAAAUGUGUAGAAAGAUAGUCUCGAGUUAGGUUUCUUAUUAGCCAAUUCUGAGAUGUCUUGAUCUUUGUUAAGUAACAAGAACACCACCUCCUUGCUCUCCUGCUUUUGCCCUCAGUGGGAGAAACUGGCAGGUGCCUCAGCACUUACCGAGGACUCUAAUAUUUCAGUCAAUGAUCUAAUGAAGAGUCACAGGAUGGGGGAUGAAAUUGGGAAAGAGGUCUGGAUUAGCAGAGUUGCUGCAGAAAGAAGUAGAGGGGCAUAUCUUAGAAGACACUUAGACAGAGUUGGGCUGAUAUAAAAGAUGGAUGCUGUCUUUUUUUUUUUUUUCUCCUAGAAAAUACAGCAGAAAGUGAGAACUUGUCCUGUUCUACACCUAUGACGGAAGUUUGCCUUUCCACAUGAAUCUUUCCUUCACAAUUAACCUCUCAUAUUUUGGAGUUUUAUUUAUUCUCCACAUUUUGGAAGAUUAUGACAAACUUCCCUAAAAAUUAGAAAAAACACCACUUCUCAGAAACAUUAACAUACAUGUGGGUAUAACUAAAAUGGCUUUUUGGUAUAAUACUAUUAAUGAUUGGCAUGCAGAAAAAAAUGAAAAAAAAUCCCUUAAGUGUCAGUUACUGUGAAAUAGGUAUAUUUUCAGUUGUUUGCUUGUUGUGCACUUGUACUUAAAUAAAUUUGCUGGAUGUAAUUCAAGCUGGUUUGCCCCCAGGGACUUGAAGGAAAAGAUGUAUCUGCUGGUGAGAUUCAGGUUUUUUAUGGUGAUGGCUUUUUCUGCCUUCUGUUUAUACUGUCAACUGAUGUAGAUAAAUUCCAUAAAAUUGUCAUUAACUCAGAGAUAUUAGCCUACCAUGUUAGGUGCGAUUCACAAAUACUGGAUAAAAGUUAAUCUAGGAAUGAAAAACUAAAUGCAAGAGUUUAUUGCUAUAAUGAUGGGUUAACUGCAUUUUGCAGCAUGGAAUUCAACACACUAUGAGAGUGAAAACUUUGUGCUGAAGAAAUUGACUCAGACAAAUUUCUUGGCUUUUGUUGUUGAUGCAAUGAUGAAAAUGUGUAUCUAACAGUUCCUUAAUAUGAUUGCUGGAAUAUUACAUUCUGUUAAACAGUUAUUACAGCAUUUUUCCAAUGGAAUUCAGAUGUCAGCAGUUUACAUUUUGUAAAUUAAGAAAUUGUGGAAUGUAGUUGUUGUUUUUGAAUGAGGUGGACUCAAAAUAGUUUUAUUUAGAGCUUUGUUGCUACAGGUGGCAGUCUAUUGACAGCUCCUCAUUUAACAUAGAAAAUGACUAACCCAAUAAUUCAGGGAGCUAAAACUCAGUAAAUGCCAUUUUGAAUCUUUGUCUCCUGAGUUUCCAUAUAAUUAAGUGGCUGCGUUCAAGUGACUGCAGCAUAAGACGUCAUACAGUCUGAAACUGCAGAGUUUGAUCAAAGUAAUCUGCAGUUUACUGCCUUUGUGUACAACAGGAGACAUAGCAGGUUAUAGUUUAAAUGAAUAGUCUAUUUUGAAUGUUCAUAAAACUUGUUAUCCCUGUGGGAUUUCAGUAGGAAAGUGUUUUUGCCUUGACCAUCUGUUUAACAAAAUGAUCUUCAUUAGAAGUGUAUAUAUUCAUCUGUUUUAGUUUUGUAGUUCAGGAGGGCUAUUGAUGUGAUUCAAAGAUGACCAUUACCCAUCUUUCCGACGCCCAUCUACGUAGUAAAGGUGUUUUGUUUUUUAUUUUGAAAUUGACAUUCCUCUUUGCAUUAAGUCUGUGGGGGAGGGGGGAAUACAAUAUAAAUAUUCAUCUAUGUAAACAUAAGAAUAUGCUGUAAUCUCUAGUUACUUUGGAUACCUCAGAAGUUUGUUUAUUGUAUACGUUUAUACUGUUUGUUUAAUGUUUUGGUUUUACUGUUUUUGACGUAUUCUCAUCAGUCUUAGCUCUAUAUUGUAAGCUCUCAAGUUAUUGAUCAUGUUUAUGUGCAAUUUGGCAUCUAAUAAAUGCUAUUUUAUGAUGA